Molecule: messenger RNA, 2109 nt
Organism: Cutaneotrichosporon oleaginosum
Lineage: Eukaryota; Fungi; Basidiomycota; Tremellomycetes; Trichosporonales; Trichosporonaceae
Biological process (GO): pyrimidine-containing compound salvage
Cellular component (GO): cytoplasm
Molecular function (GO): uridine kinase activity; ATP binding
Source: RefSeq, a predicted model, not a curated record
CUCAGAACACGCCCUGUCCUCUCCUCUUCACUCACCACUCACACUCAUCAUGCCAGGACAUAAACCCACUCCCCGCAGGCCCAGCUUGUCGCCCCACUCCUCGUUCCGCGGCAAGAACGUUGUCAUGGCUUCGCGUGGUCGCGCUCCUUGGUACACUCCCGACGGCAAGGCGGUGCCGGCGUACGUGAUCGGAAUCGCGGGAGGCUCGUCUUCUGGCAAGACAUCGGUCGCGCGCGCCAUCUGCAAGGGCCUUAACAACAUACCCACUGUCCUGAUUCUAUCGCAAGAUGCCUUCUAUAAACGCCACACGCAAGAGGAGAUCGACAGGGCUAUGAACAAUGACUUCGAUUUCGACCAUCCUGAUUCAAUUGACAUGGAGCUGUUUGCCCAAUGCCUCAACGACCUGAAGCUUGGGCGCGCGACAGAGAUUCCCGUAUACUCCUUCGAGCACCACCAACGCUUGGAGGAGAAGCAGUACCUGUACGGUGCCAGCGUCAUCAUCGUGGAAGGUAUAAUGGCACUGCAGGCGGCGGAGAUGCGUGACCUGUACGACCUGAAAGUGUUCGUCAAUUGCGAUUCAGACCUCAUGCUCGCCCGGCGCAUCCGACGAGACACAGUUGAGCGCGGACGCGACGUGGACGGCAUCCUGGAUCAGUACCUGCGCUUCGUUAAAUCGAGCUACGACAACUUUGUGCAGCCGUCGUCCAAGUAUGCGGAUAUUAUCGUGCCGGGACACCACAACGACACGGCGAUCGAGCUACUAGUGACGCACCUUCAGCGACAGCUCGAUGCGAGAAGUCUCCGUUUCCGCCGUGAACUUGUCGAGUUGGACAGCACCGCACCGACGCCGAGCGAGGUCGUGAACGUGCAACUCGUGCCGCAGACGAACCAGUUGCUUGGCAUUAUGACGAUUCUUCGCAGCGCAGACACGAAGCGCAACGAGUUUAUCUUCUACGCAGACCGUCUGUCCACAAUCAUCGUUGAGGCGGCGCUUGCCGAGCUUCCCCGCCAGUCGAAGGACAUUACGACGGCGAAUGGUGUUACCUUCCACGGCGUUGACGGAUGUGACAGUAACAUCAUUGGCGUUUCCAUUCUCCGCUCGGGCGGCCCAUUUGCCAACGGGCUCCGCCGCGUUAUUCGUGACGUACCCCUCGGCAGCAUGCUCAUCCAGUCGGAGCCUCAGUCCGGCGAGCCCCUCUUGCUGGACGUCAAGCUCCCUGAGUCUCUGCAUUCAAGAAACACGGCACGGACGAUGCAAGUUCUCCUCCUUGACUCACAGAUGGGCACCGGUGCUGCGGCAUUGAUGGCGAUCCGGGUGUUGCUCGACCACGGAGUUCCGCAAUCCAACAUCACAUUCCUAACCUUCCUCGUCUCGCGGUACGCCGUGCACAGCGUGCAUCGGGCGUUUCCGUCCGUGCGGAUUGUCACGGCGGCGAUCGACGACGAGCUGGACGAGGUACGGCUGCCAGUCGUAGCGGGCCAUACACUGGGCGAGGUGAGCGCCGAGGGCGAUUUCAGCGCGCGUGUCGUUGCGAUGCACGAGGACGCGAUUGAUUUCGAGGGCGGGGUCGAGACACCGACAGGCGACGCACUCGGCAAUGGGGUUGGGGUAGGGUUGCGUUUCUCGCGCGGCGAGAAGAAAGAGAAGAUCGCAUGGGUUGUCAAGCCGGGCAUGGGGCAUGUUGGGGAUCGUUAUUAUCUGUCGUAAGAGAUCGAGGUUGUCAGAGGAUGGGGGGCAGGAUGACAUUGCUCGUGCUCGUGCUCCGGUUGGUGCUUGUGCUCCUGCAAUAACAUCACAACCUCCUCACGCAACGUUGACUGCACUGACUCCACAAUACGGCCGUGCGCCGUCUCACCCCUCAGCUCCGCGUCGCAAACAAAAGUUCCAUCGGCACGACCACCAAGCCUGCACACUGCUCCGAGGGUGGUACUUGUUAUCAAUCAUGACAUUUCUCAUCACAGGUAUUCGUUACUAAUAAACAGCGAGCUAUGACCGGAGCGCAGAUACGUAUGGGAUCCAGAACGGUAUGACUGUUGAAGCGGGUAUCGCCGAUGGCGGGGUAUGGAGGGGAGCGGCAGGACGAGCGACGAGCGCCGAGCCGGUGACCG